AUGAAGUUCUCCUUAAAUACCAUGAAAAUAUUAUUCUCUCUUGUUUCUAUCUUGAGCACAGUGGUGCAUCAAGUCGGUGCCGAACAGGACUGCGAGACGGAAUGUAGCAGUGUCUACUACAAAGACAAAGAAAUCCUCAGGGGACUUUGCAUCAACGGAUGUUCCACCAUGCCGGAAAUGUUCAACGCGGAAUUCCCGUACCUCCUCGGACCACUCACCAUGCAGGCAUAUCCUGAACUCACCAACUCGGACCCAGAAGAAUUGAAGGAUAUGACUGGAACUCUAUUUGCUCGAGUUCAUGUGAAUCGCACAAAGAUGCAAUUCUCCUUGUCUAUGGAUACCAACCCCACUCCCUUCUUCCCCUACUUUGCGUAA
Molecule: messenger RNA, 375 nt
Organism: Cylindrotheca closterium
Lineage: Eukaryota; Bacillariophyta; Bacillariophyceae; Bacillariales; Bacillariaceae
Source: the annotation of a GenBank genome assembly